Messenger RNA from Humulus lupulus (European hop), 2954 nucleotides. RefSeq lists its product as uncharacterized. NCBI's taxonomy places the organism in Eukaryota, Viridiplantae, Streptophyta, Magnoliopsida, Rosales, Cannabaceae. Bases 1542 to 2624 code for a protein of 360 amino acids. Gene Ontology annotation, molecular function: zinc ion binding. The record is from RefSeq and is a predicted model, not a curated record. The transcript is spliced from 2 exons.
UUGAACCACAUAUUGGAGCUAUUGAAUAUGCAACUACUGCCUCAAAUGAAGAGCAUUUGAACUUGCUCUGCCUUUUUGAACCUGGUAAAUUCCUGACACUAUGAUUAAUAAGUUCCACAAUCAUUUCAAUAUGAUUACAUAUACAACUGCUCUGCCUUUUUUGUAAACCAAUUUUUAUGUUGUUACCUCUAAAUUCUCUUAGGUGCAUCAUCAAGUGGACAGAAGCACAAAGAUGCUACCCGAAGGGCUUAUAAAAAGCCAAAUGAGAUCAUUGAAGCCAAUGUUGACCAACUGUUAAGUCCAACUGAUGAUAGUGACUUGGAAUGGGGAAAAGGGAGGCUUGAGAGUUCAACAGAUGAUAACAACUCUGAUUUUACAAAAGAAUGUGAUGAAUCUGAGACAGAGUCUUAUUAUGGGGGCUUCUAUGAUAGUGAUGAGGAUGGUCACAUUAGUUGCAAGAGAGUACGCAUAUCGAAAAUUGUUGUUGAUCCAAACUCAAAAAUUCCUAUAUCAAAAGUUAGAGACAUUUACCAGAAUGGAAAGAUAGUGCUUCAGUUGUGGCAAACAUUUAGAGACCACAAGCACUUUUGGGAAGUGUUGAAAGAUUAUGCUAUUCAGGAAGGUUUUGAGUUGCGUAAAGUGAAGAAUGCUAGAAGCAGAGUCACAACACUUUGUUGAGCAGAAGGAUGCACUUGGAGGAUACAUGCUUCUUUAUCUCCUGAUGGAAGACAUUUUAUCGUCAAAUCAUUGAAUCAGGAGCACAAAUGUCAAUGUGUAGUGAAGAAUAGGACAGUAACCGCUAGUUGGAUUGCACAUAAGUUUCAUAAUAGUUUUGCUAGAACACCUGAUCUGAGUUUGCAAAAAAUGAGGGAUGAGUUGAAAGACAACUUUGGCAUCGAGGCAACUAACAGACAGUUAUGGAAAGCGAGACGGAAGGAAAGAGGAGAUGUUGGUGGUGGUUAUGUAUACUCCUAUGCAAUUUUAAGGAGAUAUGCUGUUAUGAUUCAUCGCACUAACCCUGGGAGUGCUGCUAUUGUACAAAGUCAACUUGUGCCUGUCAAUAUAGAUGAUGGUGAGAUUGUAAAAGCCCCAAGAAUGCAGCCACAAUUCAAGAGAAUUUUCGUCUGCUAUGAAGGGGUCAAAAAUGGCUUCUUAGCCGGAUGUAGACCAUUUUUUGGAUUAGAUGGAUGUCAUCUAAAAGGGCCACACAAAGGCAUUUUUUUGGCUGCUGUGGGGGUUGAUGCAAACCUCCACUUCUACCCCCUUGCUUGUGCAAUUGUUGAAGCUGAAAACACAGAUAGUUGGAGUUGGUUUUUGGAGUUACUGAGUGGAGAAAUAGGGGACACUGCCAGUGGCCAGCCAUGGUGCGUCAUGAGUGAUAGACAAAAGGUUAGUGUUGUAUCUUCCCAUUUAGAUUCAUUUUUAUUUACACGCUUGCGUAAAUCUAAGACCAAGUUUCAUUUAUGUAGGGACUAAUUGAGGGUGUGGCUGCUAUACCAGAGGCAGAACACCGAUAUUGGUGUUUUCACAUUGAGAACAACAUGAUAAAAAAGUUUGGAACAUCACAACUAAGGGGUCUGUUUUGGGCAGCAGCUGAGACAACGAAUUUCAACACUUUCAAGCGCAUUAUGGACAUGAUAAAAGAAUUCAACUUAGAGGCACAUGAGUGGUUAUCAAAUAUUGAGUUCAAUCAUUGGACUUUGAGCAAGUUUGACACUAGAGCGAAGGUAGAACACAUUACCAACAAUUUCGUUGAGUCAUUCAAUGAUUGGAUAGAGGAGCAUCGUUACAAGCCUCCAGUGGAUCUGUUGGAAGGGCUAAGAAUGCAACAAUCAGCCAUGAUGUAUGCUAGGAAAAAGACUGUAGAAAGAUGGGAGCACAAGCUCACUCCAAAGGUCCAUCAAAAGGUACACGAACUACUCAAGAAAGGUCGACGAGCACACGUAACAAGGGUUGGUGAAGAAGAAUUUCAGGUUGAUUAUGACAAGAAAAGUUGUAUUGUAAGAUUAAAUGAAUGGUACUGCAUUUGUGGGCAAUGGCAGGUCAGAGGAAUACCAUGCAUACACGCAGCUGCUUGUAUAAGCAAAAUUAGGGGCAACAUAGAAGAUUAUUUCUCACCAUACUUCACCACUGAAAUGUGGAGGAAUACUUUCCAGGGUGUAAUUCAUCCCAUAGCUGAUGAAUCUAUGUGGCCUGAGUUUGAUGAUGAAGAACUAUUGCCUCCUGUCAUAAAGGUGCAACCAGGAAGACCUAAAAAACAUCGUAGAAGAAGAGUUCCUGGAGAGGAGAGACCAUUGCCAUCAAUGAUAGAAAACCAGCCACAGAGACAUGUUUCUAGCACCAAAAAGUGUAAGAAUUGUCAUGAGUUUGGGCAUAACAAGAGGACUUGCAAGAAUCCGAGCAUCAUAUCACAAAAUCAACCACCUGAAGGCUCUGCUCAAGCACAAGUACCACUUGAAGGCUCAUCUCAAGCACAAGUACCACCACCAAUAGGCAGGGACCGUGGAAAGACAAGUGCUCGAGGCAAAAAAGAUGCACCAACAACAAAAAGCAAAGGCAGAGAUCGAGGUCGAGGUUCAAGUUGGGAGCUUAGAUGCAUCUCCUGGGGAGAUGCACUUGUCUAGAGCACCAUUAGAUAUUUUCUCAACUCAGGAUACUUAGUGGAAUCACAACCACAAUAAAAACUUUUGAAGAACAUUAUAUAUUUUGUCUUAGGUUAUAUAUGCCUUCUUUUGUUCAUUUUGUAUGGCAUAAACCAUAGAUAAUUGUUGGCUUUAUUUUGUGCUGGCUUUAUUUUGUACAUGUUUUGAUGUACUUUAGUUGGCUUUAUUUUGUAAAGCAAAGAUAGAUAGCUGACUUUAUUUUGUGCUGGCUUUAUUUUGUAAAGCAAAGAUAGCUACUGACUGUUGUGGUUUUAUGAUGGAAUAUGCAAUGAGUUUCAUUUUGCAAUCUUA